AUGUUUGCAGCCCUGCCCCUGGCCCUGGCCGUGGUGGUCGGGGCCAGGCAGGUGAAGGUCCACCUGCUCUCUACGGAAACAACUGCAGGGCUGCUCCGUGGAAGUGCUGAGACUGUCCGAGCUCUUAGAGCUGCAAAAGAUGAGGCGAGGCUUCAUCACAACAGCGUCGCUCUUUCCAGGCUAAAGGACGAACGCCGGAUGCAGGUGCACAGUGACAGCGACAUGGCUCCGGCACCCGCGCCUGCACCCAUGCUGGCCAGCUCACCAGCUUUAUUCGGACCGACUGGCCCCAAGGGACCAAAAGGCCCACGAGGCCCAAAAGGCCCUACGGGGGAAGCGGGCGAUCGUGGCGACAUCGGGCCACCCGGGCCACCUGGACCCACACUUGUGAUUGGCUACAGCGCCUAUACGAAUCCGUACAUGCUGCCCAUGAUGAACCCUUUCAUGGGAAGCAUGCCUAUGCCACCGAUGCCUCCGUCAGCUCCACUGACUGCAGCUGGUGUGAGUGCGCUUCCGGCAAGCUUGGGAAGCUCCGUUCCCGCCAACGUGGCAAUGCCCAACAUGUCAGCUGUUAUGGAAGCGCAGAAAUCGGUGGCGAGCACAUACGCUAGUGCGGCCAGUCCGGCGAAUCCACCUGCCACGCCUGUCCUACCUGCGGCCUCUGCUGUCGCCGGCUUAGCAGCCGAGAAGCACCAUGCUCAAGAAGCACGGCAUCCAAACGCAGCGGCAGGCAGAAAUAAACCUCUGCAGGCAGAAGCUUCCUCUCCUUCAGACCACACUCAUUCCAGCAUCCACUUUCUGGAAACGAUGCGGAGAUCCGUGGACAAGGCCAAGGAGAUUGGUUCCUACGUUCCGUUUGUUCCCUGGACUCUUCUGGAUUCGGCCGUGAAUCGCAGUGACAUGCAGUGA
This is a messenger RNA of Symbiodinium sp. CCMP2456, 909 nucleotides long. Lineage: Eukaryota; Dinophyceae; Suessiales; Symbiodiniaceae. The record is from the annotation of a GenBank genome assembly.